AUCAUUUUUUCCCAGUUUGCAAACUUAAAAUCUUCUCAACAUGGUUGCUACUGAUAUCGAAAAGGACAUCCAAGAAAGCGUAAAGUCUGCUUCUUCCUCGUCAAGUGCUUCCGAUUUGUAUGACUCGGAGUCGGACGAUACCGCUUUAGCCCAAAAACUUAAGUUGAUUAACAACACUUUAGAUGAGAUUGGGUUCACACCGUACCAUUUGAAGUUGUUCUUCUUGAACGGGAUGGGUUAUGCCACCGACUCGCAACUUUUGAUGUUGGAGUCCACUGUGAGACAAUUUGUGAAUUACCAAUUUGACCAGUCUUUCCCUAUCAGUAACGAAGCCAUGGUUAUUGGAGGGAUUGCAGGAGCCUGUUUCUGGGGUUACGGUGCCGAUAUCAUUGGUAGAAAAACCGCUUUUAACUGGUCUUUGUUUUUGUCUGGUUUGUUUGUGAUCAUCACCGGAGCCAUGAAUUCGAUGGCUACUUACUGUUUGUUCAUUGCUUUAAGUGCCUUUGCUUUUGGAGGUAAUUUGGUGUUGGACACCUGUGUUUUUUUGGAAUUUUUACCAUUCAAACAACAAUGGUUGUUGACGUUCUUUGCCUUCUUCUGGGGUAUUGGACAAACAGUGGCUGUGCUUAUUGCAUGGGCAUUCUUGACCAACUUUUCGUGUGAAGGCCCCGACUCUGCUCACUGUGACUCGGCUGAUAAUAGAGGCUGGAGGUACACCUACUACGUGAAUGGUGCCAUAGUGUUGGUUUUAGCCAUUUUGCGUGUUACGGUUGUGAGAUUGAAAGAAUCUCCCAAGUUCUUGGUCUCCAAUAACAGGGACGAAGAAGCAUUCGAAUUGUUGAAGGGUUUGGCUGAAAAGUACAACCGUAAAUUCACCUUGACCUUGGCUCAAUUGGAAGACUGUGGUAGUAUUGUUUCCAAUCAUGGUAUUCAAGAAGAUAGGAGUAUUGUUGGGGUGUUUAAGUUGGUUAUCAAACAUUUGUCGAUUUUGUUUGGAACUAAGAAGAUGGCUAGAUCUACACUCACUUUGUUUCUCAGUUGGUUGAUUUUGGGUAUUUGCUACCCUAUCUACUAUGCGUUCUUACCAACGUAUUUAGCCACCCGAGGUGCUAAUAUUUCUGCUAGCACUACUUACGGGGUGUACAGAGAUAACGUCGUAAGUAACGUCGUUUCAAUUGCUGGUCCUUUAAUAGCUGGGGGUCUCUUGUACUUUGUUCCAAUACUAGGAAGAAGAGGUGUUUUAGCCAUUGGAGCCUUUUCCAGUGCUGCGUUCUUUUUUGGCUAUACCGCAAUCACCAACCAUGCCCAAAACUUAGCAAUAUCGUCGAUUGUGUAUGCUACUUUGUACAUCUACUUUGGAUGUCUUUAUGCUUACUCUCCUGAAAUUAUGCCUGCUACAGCAAGAGCUACUGGUAAUGCUUGUUGUAUUAUGAUCACCAGAUUUGGUCAGAUCUUUUCUCCGAUUAUAGCCUACUACAGCAACACUGCUUCUGCAGUUCCAUUAUACGUAUGUGGGGGUUUAAUCACAGUGAAUGGGUUCUUGGCGUUGACUUUUCCAUUCGAACCAAGUAAAUCCAGACCAAGUUAGGGUUAAUAUUUUAAAUUUUAAGAUAGUAUGUUUGAGCGUAUUUUACAGACUAAUCGGGAUUCUUAAUGCCCUCCUUAUCUAUUAUCUACCUAAUGUAGUCUCAAUCAGAUUAUUGCUUUUAAACAGUACAUUCUAACCGGGAAUAGUUCCUUGGGUAACCCCUUUUGUACAUCACUGGCAAUCAACUUAAACCCAGCUUGCACAAACAACUCUCUGAACUUAGUAUCAGUUCUGGUUACGGACGAGUCAGUUUCAUCAAAAAUAUCCUCAAAUGUGGCUAUAUUCUCCUUAACAAUCAUAGUUCCAUUUUCCAUUAAAUUCUCUCUACAUUUGAUCCAGAAUUUCACCAAUUCUUCAUCUGGGAGUUGUCCCACACACCACUGACACCAUAUAAGCCAGUACUUUCCACGCUUAUGAGGUGGAAUUUCCCACUCUUGCAUUCCAACCGGAUAUAUGUCACCUAACUUUCCUCUUUGCUUUACGUCCUGUAACUCAGCUUCCAUUCUAUCCAAAAAUGGCUUUACUGGCUCUAAUAAAUCACAUUCGUCACUGAUUUUCCAUAAGAAGUCCCUGGUUAUACGACCAAUUCCAGCACCCAUAUCGAUGGUCAACUUCUUCUCACCUUCAGCAACUGACAUUCUGGAGAGAAGCUUCCUUAUGAAGGUCAGAGAUCCGACUAUAUCAGCUUUAGGAACUGAAGUCUGCUCACCGUAUCCUCCUAGAACUCCAUUCACAGAGGCUGGAACUGAGCUCCAAUACUCAAUAGCAUCGUCGUAGUUUAUAUUAGCAUCGGCAUUACCUUCGUAAUGGUCUUCACCACUCAAAGUUCCUUGUGCUGUCUUGACUGGCAUUUUGAGUCUUUUGGUUUUCGAUGAGCUAAAAUU
Messenger RNA from Yamadazyma tenuis ATCC 10573, 2472 nucleotides. The record is from RefSeq and is a predicted model, not a curated record. NCBI's taxonomy places the organism in Eukaryota, Fungi, Ascomycota, Pichiomycetes, Serinales, Debaryomycetaceae.